Messenger RNA from Beauveria bassiana ARSEF 2860, 1683 nucleotides. RefSeq names its product reverse transcriptase. Gene Ontology annotation, biological process: DNA replication, removal of RNA primer. NCBI's taxonomy places the organism in Eukaryota, Fungi, Ascomycota, Sordariomycetes, Hypocreales, Cordycipitaceae. The record is from RefSeq and is a predicted model, not a curated record. Gene Ontology annotation, molecular function: nucleic acid binding; RNA-DNA hybrid ribonuclease activity. The transcript is spliced from 4 exons. The coding region runs from base 1 to 1683 and encodes 560 amino acids.
AUGGCACGAGUGGAAACCACCUUUGGAGCAGAUAGCUCGGCCGUCCGAGACCCCAACCAUGCCCCCUCUGGUCGUGAUCCCGCAGCAACGCCCCAGUCGCCAGUUGGUCCCUCGGACGAAAGAAAAGGAGGACCUCGCAUUGAAAUCUUGCAAACAGCUGCUGGGGGCACCGAAACCAGUAGUGGUAGCAAUGCCGGUAGAUCCAGUCGUGCUGUAGACCAUGACCGAGAGCACGCUAAGAAUCGUCACAAUUGGGUUUCCGUGCAGCAAGCAAGCCCUCCGCCCACGACUGGCAUCGGAUCCAACAUCGCUGAGCUGGCAGCGAAAGCGCUUGAAACUGCGGGAGUCCCGGAGUCACAAGAUCUACCGGAGCCCGAGACAGCGGGUCAUACGGCUGCACACUUUGCAGUCGCUAUACCCAAGUCAGACGAUGAAGGUCAAGUUCAAGCCGGUCAGGGAAGCGUAGGUACGAAACCUGCCGAGCAAUCCAAGAGGCAGAGCCGCGGCAUGAAUACAACGACAUCCGAGAGCCUCAACCAACGGAAACGGAGCGCCACUUCUAGAGCGGUACCACCAACCAUUGAGGACACUGCCGGCGAGACAUCGAGCACCGGGAAGUCAACAGGAAGGGCAAAGCUCCCCAGGGUCGCAGAGAGCAACAAACCACAGAGUGGCUCGGGUGUUGAUGGCCUUCCAAGAUCAGGAUCAAAAUCUCAGACUACCAGCUUGGACAACACUGGAGAGACAACUGAGACUGAAGGUUUGAACGACGCUGCCAAUGCUGGCUUCCGGCUGGGAGCGUUGCAGGCCGAAAUCCAGACGAGGUUAGUCGUCUACAGCGAUGGCUCCAAAACUGAACAAGACACCGCGGGAUUCGGAUAUGCCGUUUACCGGCGGCAGCAGCUUAUCGCGCAAGGUUGCGGACAGAUUGGCAGGAGCGAAGUGUUUGACGCAGAGAUCAAAGGCGCGGUGGAAGGCCUCCGCGCUGCUCUCGCACAUCAGCGCCCAAAGGAAGGGAUCACAGUUUGUAUCGACAACACUUCUGUGAUUGACUGCAUAGGCACGACGGCACCGCCCUCAUCGCAGAUGGCGUUCCGCAUGUUCCAGAAAACAGGUGAUGCCCACCCAGGCAUGAUUCGCGUGCGAUGGUGCCCAGGGCACACCGGGAUCGAAGGCAAUGAGCUGGCCGACCAGCUUGCCAAGGAAAGUGCAAAAAUGCCGGUCGGGGACAAUCUCCCAACAGUCUCCUACUGCAGGCGCCACAUGCGCAGCCUACUCGCCAUUGCGUUCCAGCGAUGGUGGGACAAAAUUGAUCGCGAAACCUAUCGUGGACUCCAACUAAAGGCAGAGCUGAAGAAACUUCCUGAGCUCACACUUCAGCGACGGCAGCUAGGAUAUCUCCUAGCAGCGAGGACACACCAUGGAGACUUCGCCGACUACCACGAGCGCUUCAAUCACGAAGACGCCGAACUCAACUACCCAUGCGGGCGCCGGAAGUCUCCAACUCACCUCUUCUACUACAAAAGAAUCCCCCGCAGCCUCAGGCCUCGGCUGGCACCCGAGCCUGAAGCUGCGAUACGGAGAUACCUGGGUAGAUCCUUCCAAACCUACUUGCUGACUUCUAUUAUUCGAAGAUCAACAAACGAUACUAAGGAGCAGAAGGCGCCCUCAACUGGCGACUGA